CAAUCAGCAGCACCACUCGACGCCCUUUUCUUUUUUUUUGUCGGUAUGUCGCUUUGUGUCAGAGCCCGUACAUUUUUUCCGAACCCAUUUUCUCGCCCUUUCCCUUCAGCCAAACGAUCCCUCAUCCUCAAACCCACUCGUUCCUUCAAACCCCACUCUCUCAAUUCCUUCUCCUCCUCUUCUUUCUCGGCCAAGAUCAUGUCUUCGACGCAGACCAUCGAACACGUCGUGCUCUUCAAGGUUAAAGACGGCACCGACCCGUCAAAGGUCAAUGCCAUGGUCAGUGGCCUCAGUGGUCUGAUCUCACUCGAUCAAGUCCUCCACCUCACCGCCGGACCGCUCCUCCGUACCCGAUCAUCAUCUCUCCAGUUCACUCACAUCCUCCAUAGCCGCUACAGCUCCAAGGAGGACCUGAGCGCUUAUUCUCAACACCCAAACCACCUGAGCGUGGUUAAGGAGUCGGUCCUCCCAAUCGUCGAAGACAUCAUGGCCGUGGACUGGGUCGCCGAAGACCUUAACGGCCCAUUGAGCCCACAACCCGGCUCCGCGUUGAGGGUGACCUUCCUGAAGCUGAAGGAGAACGUCGACGACGGAGCAAAAUCGGAGAUUGUGGGGGUGAUUAAAGCAAUUAGGGAUAGUUUUGGGCAAAUUAAUCAGAUUAGUGUCGGAGAAAACUUCUCGCCGGCGAGAGCCAAAGGAUAUUCGAUCGCGUCAUUGGCGGUUUUUCCUGGAUUGGGCGAUUUGGAAGCUGUGGAUUCGAACCAAGAAUUGGUGAAUUUGCACAAGGACAAGGUUAGGGACCGUUUGGAAAGCGUUGUGGUCGUUGAUUAUGUGGUACCCACUUCACAAUCUGCGAGUCUUUGAGUUUAUUAUUAUCAUUUCCCUUCAGUUAUGAACUAAAAUUACAUAAAUAAUCUACCUCUGCUUACUGGAAAGAAAAGCAAUGUUUCCAAUUGAAUGGAAUUUCGUGUGGAAUUGUUAGAGGCUUUUCUUUUGUUGAUUCCCAUUUGAUCAAAAUGUGAUUUAUUUUGUUU
Ziziphus jujuba (common jujube) is the source of this 1034-nucleotide messenger RNA. Its product is annotated as stress-response A/B barrel domain-containing protein UP3. The record is from RefSeq and is a predicted model, not a curated record. NCBI's taxonomy places the organism in Eukaryota, Viridiplantae, Streptophyta, Magnoliopsida, Rosales, Rhamnaceae. Bases 46 to 864 code for a protein of 272 amino acids. The transcript has a single exon.